Aspergillus tanneri is the source of this 2223-nucleotide messenger RNA. It is a transcript of the gene DBR1, whose product is annotated as RNA lariat debranching enzyme. The transcript is spliced from 3 exons. Gene Ontology annotation, cellular component: nucleus. The record is from RefSeq and is a predicted model, not a curated record. Bases 1 to 2223 code for a protein of 740 amino acids. Gene Ontology annotation, molecular function: RNA lariat debranching enzyme activity. Gene Ontology annotation, biological process: mRNA splicing, via spliceosome. Lineage: Eukaryota; Fungi; Ascomycota; Eurotiomycetes; Eurotiales; Aspergillaceae.
AUGGAAGCGCCAACACCAAAUUCUGCAUCAAUCAGGGUGGCUCUUGAAGGAUGUGGACAUGGCUGCCUCCAUGAUAUCUACGCAUCAGUCGAAAGGUCUGCUGCUUUGAAAGGUUGGGAUGGCGUUGAUUUAGUGAUAAUCGGCGGAGACUUCCAGGCCGUUCGCAAUUCUAAUGAUCUUGCUUGCAUGUCUGUCCCACAGAAGUACAGGGAACUAGGCGAUUUCCACGAAUAUUACAGUGGAAAGCGUACCGCUCCGUACUUGACUAUCUUUAUUGGCGGCAACCAUGAAGCUGGGAAUCAUUUAUUCGAACUGUAUUACGGCGGAUGGGCUGCGCCUAACAUUUACUACAUGGGUGCAGCAAAUGUGAUUCGCUGUGGUCCUCUACGUAUUGCUGCCAUGUCCGGUAUUUGGAAGGGCUAUGAUUACAGAAAACCGCACUUUGAAAGACUUCCCUAUAACCGUGAUGAUAUCCAAAGCAUAUAUCAUGUUAGAGAACUUGACGUUCGCAAGUUGCUCCAAAUACGUACUCAAGUCGACCUGGGUCUCUCACAUGACUGGCCCAAGCAAGUUGAAUAUUCUGGCGAUUUCGAAACCCUGUUUCGUACCAAGAGAGGAUUCCGUCAAGAUUCACAGGACGGGAGAUUAGGGAGUUUGGCAGCUAAAUAUGUUCUUGACCGCCUGCGCCCGGCCUAUUGGUUUUCAGCUCAUUUACAUGUGAAAUUCGUCGCCUCUAUUCAGCAUGGCGAAUACACAAUCCCGGGGAAUCCAGCAAAAGGGCCGGAAACUGCUUCGGAACGUACCAUCCCACAAAACUCGAAUGCUUCACAUUCGUUUGGUUUGGAUGGUGCGACUGUCUCUUCCUUUUUAUUCGGAAAUGACGACCAGGAAUUUCACGAGUCUCCGCGAAAACGCAUUGCAGACAAUGUGCUUAAUAAGUCUGUGUCGAUCCCCAGUGAGCAACGCCAGGACGAAGCAACUGAAACAACAGACGUUCAUCCUUCGCACUCACAGCCGGGGCCUACAGAGGAACAUCAAGUCCAUACAGACGCGCCAGACAUUAAAGUCUCGACCACAGAUCAAGAAACCCUUGGAGAUACACAGAGUCGGAUAUCAGCAUGGAAUAGUUUUCAUACAGUCGCUGCUAAAAAUGAAGCUGCUGAAAAUGCACGCUACUUAAGGGAGCAAGAACAAAGUCAGGGAAUCCCUCCUGAUGUAAAGCACAAUUUAACUUGGCGCAAGAUUGAUGUUGAUGAAGAUGGCACUGGCCGAAAGUUGACGAGCAUCGAGCAAAGUGGUGGUACCGAAAUCCCUGAAACCAAGAAACAGAAGAUACAACACGACCCCGUAAAAAAUGAGGAUGAAAUUGAUCUGGAUCUGGAUAGUGACUUGGAGGACAAACCCAUUAAUGCCGGUGUCAACCCUGGGAUACAAGCCAAACUCGAGCCCUCCAAAGAGAAUAUUGCGCCUCAUGACGGCGAUAGCAAAUCAUCGGACUUGCCCAAAACCGCUCAGGGGGCUGAAGCCGAAGUAUCUGAAGAGUUACGCAACCAGCUCCCUGCUAGCUUCGCCCGCCCUCAGGCUGAGCUCCGCCAUUAUAACGAGUCGCUGCCUGAUGCUAUCUCAAACACAACAACUCAUUUUCUCGCUCUGGACAAAUGUCUUCCGAACCAUGAAUUUCUUCAACUAGUAGAAUUUCAUACUGUUUCAAAUUUAGAUGGAGCGCAAUGUGAGCGUCCUUACCGACUGCAAUACGAUAAAGAGUGGCUCGCGAUUAGUCGGGUCUUUGCCGACCAUCUCCACUUGGGAGAUCCUGAGGCUAAGACACCAGCAGACAAAGGGGAUGCUAUUUACAAACCGCAAAUCAUAGAAGCAGAGCAGUGGAUUGAGGAGCAUGUUGUGAAACCUGGCAAAAUGACCAUUCCGGAGAACUUUGAGCCAACUGCACCUUUCUACGAUCCCUCGAUCCCUAUCACUACCGACGAGAUGCCGUUCGAGUACACAAAUCCCCAAACUACACAGUUCUGCGACCUAGUUGGGAUUGAGAACAAAUUCCACCUUAGUGAUGAAGAACGCCAAGCGCGCAUGGCCGCUGGCCCGCGUCCUCCGCGACCCUCUGAUUUCAAGGGCCCUCGGAAUCAUCGUCGGGGUGGCGGUUCUGGGCCUGGGCGUGGACGAGGCGGAUUCGGGCGUAAUCGUGGUGGUCGUGGUAAUCGUCGCUAA